AUGAUUGACGAUGACCUGAACCAUCUUGUCCGCAAAAAGGGGUUGCUGAACAGAUUACGGCCUGCGCAACUGCCCCAAGACCGCAGCCAGAACCCGACUGCGUUCGCACUUCGAUUCGGUAUUCAUCCCGAUCGCAAAGACGGACGUUCCAGGCUUACGCCAACACGCUCAACGUUUCGCAAGUUCAAGGUCAACGGCGUCGACAGUAUAGAUAUCAAGGGUGACUACAUCGUGAAGCAGGCAGAGAAAUACGCCGCAAAUUCUGGUCUGGACGACGUUGAUGCGUUGCUUGAGAGGUAUUCGCAGAUGACGCCGAGAGAUAUCAGGCAGUCAUCGGAGACCGAGACGUUUGUACUCCAGGCGAUGCAAGAUAUGCAAGACGAUGAGGAUUGGCAGUCUUUAGUCUUCGGUGGUGUGACCACGCACGAGGUACGCUCCGAGUAG
Colletotrichum spaethianum is the source of this 444-nucleotide messenger RNA. RefSeq lists its product as uncharacterized. The transcript has a single exon. The coding region runs from base 1 to 444 and encodes 147 amino acids. The record is from RefSeq and is a predicted model, not a curated record. NCBI's taxonomy places the organism in Eukaryota, Fungi, Ascomycota, Sordariomycetes, Glomerellales, Glomerellaceae.